ACUAAAGUUGUCAUCGAUGUGUUUCAAUUCCACGAGGACGGUGUUCCAUGCGUUUCUCCAUCUUCAAGGGGAUUGGCAUUUAGCAUACUUGUAGGCGCCAGUAGGUACAGCUACAGUGGAACGUUUGAAUUUCCCACUUCGAACCUCUAAGAAGCCCUGGACGCCAUUUGAUACAGUCUUCUACUAGAAAACCCUAGCUAUCGUCCGGCAUGGAAGGAGGUGUAGUCAAAGACACAGCUUCUCCCCCAUUGAAGCCACCCUCGAAGUUCUCCGUGUAUCAGAAUCCAGCCCUCUCCGCCGCUCUUACUGCCAACAGCCUCCGCCCUUCCAAGUCCACUUUCAUCUGGUUAUUCUCUGCCUCCUCUGCCUCCGCCGUCGCCCUUCUUCGCAUCAUUUCCAGGGAAAAUGGAUUUAUUGACAAUGCAAAACUCCAAAAUUUUUCUCCAGACACAGCUUAUUUGUUUGCCAAGACCUUGCAGGUUGCAGUGGGUCUAGUUUUUGUUGGAACUCUACUUGCUCUUUUCAAAGCAAUAUCUCUAUGGAGGUCAAGAAGUAUGGCCGGUCCACCACUUGUACCUUCCUCUAAAGGAACUAAUGUUGGAACACAUCUUACAAACCGUCAACUAGGGCUUUUGGGUGUAAGGCCAAAGGUCGAAGACGUUGUGUCUGAACCUUCAAAAAAACCUCCUAAAUCCAAGCACCAUUUAACAUCUUCUCCUUCAGACAUCCUUGUUCCGCUUCACCAAUCAGUGACCAGUUCAAACCGUUCAUCUCGAAUCGGUGCUGAUAAAUCAAACAGCAGCAGCGGAAAUAAGAUGCGUUCUUUCAGCAUGCCAUCCAAAUCUUCAGGUUCUCCAUCUUCUCUAUUUCUUGUGUCCACACCCACUUCACAGCUGUCCUCUGUUCAAACUUCACCUGGUUUGGAUCAAUUGGUUUCAACCCCUUGGUCAAAGAAACGAGGAUCUUCCGCUAAAGAGAUAGCAACAGAGAAGAAACUUGAACAGUUCUUGGCAGAUGUAGGUGAGAAAAUUACUGAAUCAGCUGGGAAACUGGCCACACCCCCUCCUUCCAUUAGUGGAUUUGGCAUAGCGAGCCCUAAUACUGUUGCCAGUUCAGCUAAUACUUCUGGAACCACAAGAAGUACACCGUUGAGGCCGGUGAGGAUGUCCCCCAGUUCCCAAAAGUUCAGCACUCCCCCAAAGAAAGGUGAGGGUGACCUUCCACCACCUAUGUCCAUGGAAGAGUCAAUUGAAGCAUUUGAGGAUUUGGGCAUCUAUCCUCAGAUUGAGCAGUGGCGCGACUGCCUUAGGCAGUGGUUUUCUUCAGUUUUGCUAAACCCCCUACUUAAAAAGAUUGAAGCCAGUCACAUACAGGUAAUGCAAACAGCUGCUAAACUUGGUAUCUCGAUUACAGUCAAUCAAGUGGGGAGUGAUUUACCAACUACUGGCACCUCAGUUUCUGCAUCUGCCUCUGAUAGGACAAAGGAAUGGCAGCCAGCUUUUACUCUUGAUGAAGAUGGACUUCUUUAUCAGCUACGUGCUACUCUUAUGCAGGCUCUUGAUGCUUCCAUGUCAAAGUUGUCUCCAGCCAAUUCACAACAGUCUCCACAGCAAAGUUUGUCAGUCCUCCCCAUUAUGCAGGAAUGUGUAGAUGCUAUCACUGAACACCAAAGGCUUCAUGUGUUGAUGAAGGGCGAGUGGGUUAAGGGUUUGCUACCACAUAGUAGUGUUCGUGCAGAUUAUACAGUACAAAGGAUCCGGGAGCUCGCUGAAGGAACCUGCCUGAAGAAUUAUGAAUAUCUUGGAAAUGGGGAGGUUUAUGACAAAGUCCACAAGAAGUGGACUCUUGAGCUUCCAACUGAUUCUCACUUGCUCUUAUAUCUAUUUUGUGCUUUCUUGGAACACCCAAAAUGGAUGCUCCAUGUGGACCCUACAUCUUUUACUGGUGCUCAGUCUAGCAAGAAUCCAUUAUUCUUGGGAGUUCUGCCUCCAAAAGAAAGGUCCCCUGAGAAGUACAUAGCUGUCAUAUCUGCUGUUCCCCCUGCUCUCCAUCCAGGAGCAUCCAUACUGGUUGUUGGACAGCAAAGCCCCCCAAUAUUUGCCUUGUACUGGGAUAAAAAGCUGCAGUUCUCUCUUCAGGGUAGAACUGCACUCUGGGAUUCCAUCUUGCUGCUGUGCCACCAGAUUAAGCUUGGAUAUGGAGGGAUUAUUCAGGGCAUGCAUCUUGGUUCUUCUGCUUUGGGCAUCCUUCCGGUCCUUGCUGAAGACUGUUAAGAAGUUGACAGAUGGUGGCGGUCCUGUAACAGCAAUUUUUUUUUUUCUUUCCUAAGAAACUGACCAAAGAAGUUCAAAAUCUGUGAAAGCUUGUCUCCUCACGAUGCAUUUCGUGCAUUUCCUGAUAGAAACAGGUCCACCUGGACAACUCAUGCAUUGAUAUAACAGUGCCGCCUAUGAUUUUGCUAGGUCUACGAUUUGAGAUGUCAUUGUUCGGCGCAUUGAUGAUUAAUUUAGAUUUUUUGGGUUUCAGUUGUCAUAACAGUUCAUGUGUUUUAGAUAAUGGCUUUGGGAAAGACGGAGUUCAAAUCUUUUCCACGCUAAUUAGAUGAACAAUUUUUGGUGUGGUGAAUGUGAAUAAUGAAAUCGUGUAGCUUGUACAUAA
This is a messenger RNA of Malania oleifera, 2658 nucleotides long. RefSeq lists its product as uncharacterized. The record is from RefSeq and is a predicted model, not a curated record. Lineage: Eukaryota; Viridiplantae; Streptophyta; Magnoliopsida; Santalales; Ximeniaceae. The transcript has 7 exons. Gene Ontology annotation, cellular component: membrane. Bases 210 to 2273 code for a protein of 687 amino acids.